GGUCUCCGGAUGAGGGUGGGGGAGGGGGUCCCGGGGAUGCGGGGUAGAGGGUCCCCGGGUGGGGGUGGGGGUGCGGUCCCCGGGAUGCAGACGGAGUGAUCCCCGGAUGGAGGGGAGGUGGGCUGGGGUUCCCGAGUGGGGGAUGGUCCAGGCUCCGGGGAUGCGAAUGAUGGGGUCCCCGGAUGUGGAGACGGGCUGUGGGCCCCCGCGUGUCCCUCUGGCGCCCAGCCCCCACGCACUGCGGCCCGGCCGCCCUCCCCCCGCGGCCCCCACUCGCAGGCCCCGGCGCCCCCGCCCUGCGACCCCCGCGUCCAUCCCUCCGGGCGCCGCCCCCUCCGCGCAGCCUCCCGGGAUCUGGGGGCCCUGCUGCCCCGCCCCUGCGCCUGAGGGGGGCGCCUCCCUCUCGGGGUACCCCGCGCCUCUCGCUGUGCCCCACCUGGGAGCCUCCGUCUCCCCCAAAACCCAGCCCGCCCAUCCGACGACCACCUCCCCUCUGAGCCCGGGCCGCCUGCAUUUUCUCCUCGGUGGCCACCCGGCGGCGGUGGCGGGGGGCGGGGGCGGGACCCUGGGCCUGACCUCUGGCCGCCCGCAGCCGCAGCCGCAGCCGCAGCCCAGCACCGAGUCCCCGCAGGGCCCGGGGCCGCAGGCACAGCGCGCGGCCUGCGAGCGGGGCUGUCGCCUCUUCUCCAUCUGCCGCUUCGUGGGGCGCACGGCGCAGCCCAACGCCACCCGGGCCGAGUGCGAGGCCGCCUGCGUGGAGGCCUACGUGCAGGACGGCGAGCAGCACGCCUGCCGGGAGGGGUGCUGGACCCCCGAGCCCGCCGCGCCCCAGCCCGAGCACAAGAGGAAGGUUCUGGAAGCCCCGGGUGGGGCCGUCUCCCUGCUGGACCUGUUCUCCACCCUGUGCAAUGACCUGGUCACCUCGGCCCAGGGCUUCGUGUCCUCCACGUGGACCUACUACCUGCAGACAGACCACGGGAAGGUGGUGGUGUUCCAGACCCAGCCCGUGGUGGAGACGCUGGGCCGAGAUGGGGCCCGCCUGCAGCGGGUCGAGGUCACCUGGCGGGGGUCCCACCCUGAGGCCCUGGAGGUGCAUGUGGACCCCUUAGGCCCCCUGGACAAGAUGCACAAGGCCAAGAUCCGCGUGAAGGCCACCGGCACGGUCAAAGUGGACGCGGAGCAGCUGCAGGACAACGACUUCCUCAGCUGCAUGUCGCGGCGCUCGGGCCUCCCUCGCUGGAUCCUGGCGUGCUGCCUCUUCCUGUCCGUGCUGGUCAUGCUGUGGCUCAGCUGCUCCACCCUGGUCACCGCACCCGGACAUCACCUCAAGUUCCAGCCCCUCACCCUGGAGCAGCACAAGGGUUACAUGGUGGAGCCUGACUGGCCCCUGUACCCGCCCGCCGCCCACGCCUACGCCGACAGCCCCCCACCCUACAAGCUGAAGCUGGACCUCACCAAGUUGUAGGCCUCGCACCCGCCCUCCCUCCACAGCCCCCUUCCCCCGGUCCUGGGGCGGCCUUGGCCCCGCGGGGGUAGAGUGGGAUCCCGCCUGGGGACCCCCACCCCCUGCCCAGCUCGCCGUCUCGUCCUGUCUUGUCGCUUCUUGCGUAUCCGAACCCCAGUGCCUGCAGCCACCCCCCCUCCUCGCUCCCGCCCCGUCUCUGGGGGCGAGGCUACAGGGACCCCUGCUCCAGGACCCCCUCCCCACCCCCACAGAGAUCCAGCCCCCAGCCCCAGGCAGAUCUGAGCGGGGGCGGCUGCGAGAAAUAAACCCGGAUAUGAUAA
Erinaceus europaeus (western European hedgehog) is the source of this 1785-nucleotide messenger RNA. RefSeq names its product transmembrane protein 59 like (gene TMEM59L). Bases 107 to 1465 code for a protein of 452 amino acids. The transcript is spliced from 7 exons. NCBI's taxonomy places the organism in Eukaryota, Metazoa, Chordata, Mammalia, Eulipotyphla, Erinaceidae. The record is from RefSeq and is a predicted model, not a curated record.